AACAGAACUCAAAGAGGAAGAAGAGGCCGAAAAUAAUAUAUCAGAAAUAUCUGAAGAUGAGCAGGACGACGAAGAAGCUGUUCCCGGCCACCCUCAAGAGAAAUCUCAAAUUUCAGAAGAGAGCCCAAGACGUCCUGGACACGUCAUGAUCAGUUAUCAAUGGAGUUGCCAGAAAUUAAUGUUACGGGUCAAAGAUCGUCUUGAAAGAAUGAGUUAUAAGGUUUGGAUAGACGUUGAAUCAAUGGGAGGAUCGACGUUACAGGCAAUGGCGGAAGCGGUUGAAAACUCUGAAGUUGUUUUGGUAUGCAUGUCUCAGAAAUACAAAGAAAGUCCAAACUGCAGAACCGAAGCUGAGUAUGCCUACAAGUUAGGAAAAACUCUCGUUCCUGUCAAAGUUGAAUCAGGAUAUGAAGCUGAUGGAUGGUUAGGAGCUCUACAGGGAGCAAAAUUCUAUCUUGAUUUCAGUAAUCUGAAUGCAUUUGAGAGCAUGUUUUCAAAAUUGUUGAAAGAAUUAGGAAAUAAAGGAAAAGCUGACGAAGAAACGGUAACGGAUGGACCAAUAACCCGAGCUAGCGCGAGACUUGUGCAUGCUAUUCCCCCUAAACUGGCACCACGUAUACCAGUAAAUCAAUGGUCAAAAGAGGAUGUCUUUGAAUGGGCAACAAAAAAUCAGAUACAUUCGCGAAAAAUUCAGAAUUUGGAUGGAGAAUCUCUCAUGUUUUUGGGUUCACUUAAAUCAUCGGCACCAGAGUUUUUCUACAAAUAUAUUUCAGAGAGAUUUGGACUGAUUGAACUGCGUGAUCUAAUGUCAAUUAGUCGAGGACUAGAAGACUUAGAAGCCUGAAAAAACGAGUGCAUUCAGCAUACUUCAGCUAUAUGACUAACAAGUUUAUAGCUCUGCCUACAAAAGAUGUAUAAAACUGCUUUUGGCAUAUUUUACAUACACAUAAUAUAUUUUUGUUACAUUUUUA
Molecule: messenger RNA, 971 nt
Organism: Styela clava
Lineage: Eukaryota; Metazoa; Chordata; Ascidiacea; Stolidobranchia; Styelidae
Source: RefSeq, a predicted model, not a curated record